Molecule: messenger RNA, 2838 nt
Organism: Paramecium octaurelia
Lineage: Eukaryota; Ciliophora; Oligohymenophorea; Peniculida; Parameciidae
Source: the annotation of a GenBank genome assembly
AUUCAAAACAUGGAGGAGAAGAAAGUCACAUAAGAUAAAUAGGCUUAGAAAAAACCAGGAAAAUAGGCCGUUCAGUUGGUAAUCAUGAAAAUCAAGCAUAAUUUUAGUCAGAAUAAGAUCUUGAAUUGAAAAAUAGACUGGAAUAAUAUGCGGAGGAGAUCAUUUAAAAUAACACAGAAAGUUUGGAGAAGUUGAAGACCGAAGUACGUUCAGCUACAACUUCAAUGACUUCAGUGCCAAAGCCAUUCAAAUUCUUAAAGGAAUCUUACGGGAAGUUGGUUGAGUUUUACAAUGGAUUGGAGACAUCGAGAUUCAAAGUAUGAGUGUAGUAUCUAAAAUAUAGAAAUAAUUGGCAGAUUUUCUAUCUGUGUUGGCAAUGACUUAUGGAGGCGAUAGAGAUUCAUUGCUUUAUCUAUAGGAGGGAACAUUAGAAGAAUUCAAAUUUUGGGGACAUGAGUAUCUAAGUCAUCUUGCUGCUAAUAUUGGAUCAGAAUUUUAAUUAAGGUUACAAAAGGUAGAGGGAGCUGAUGAUUUACUGGCUUUAGUAGAUGAAAUAGUUCCCUAUUUUAUGGAUCAUAAUUCAGAACAUGAUGCAAUAGAUUUAUUAAGUGAGGUGGAUCAAUUGUAAAAAAUAGAACAAGUAUUAACACUAUAUCUUAUCAUUAGUAUGUGAAUCAAGCAAACAUAUAAAGAAUUUUGGUUUACUUAUUGAGUCUUGUUCCAUUUUGUUCAGAUUAGGAUGAAUUAGAUAUUUUACUUAUUACAGCCUUUAAUAUUUGUUUGAAGGUGAAUGAAUACACUAAUGCCUUGAGAAUUGCAUUACGUAUAGACAAACCAGGAAAGGUUGAGGAAGUAUUUAAAGCCUGCUAAGAUGAAACCAUAAAAAAACAAUUGGCUUUCUAAUUGGCUAGACAUAGAUAUCAAGUUGAAGAAGGAAUUAUAAAUGAUGAGACUUUGAAAAAGAUUGCAGCAAAUCAGUACUUGAGUCAAUUCUACAUAAAUUUGGCUAAAGAUCUAGAAGUUCUGGAACCCAAGACUCCAGAUUAAGUAUACAAGGCUCAUUUAGAAGAGAAGAACAAGGAAGCCAACUUUGAAUAAAUCCAAAAAAACCUUGCAGCUACAUACUGCAAUGGAUUUGUGAAUGCAGGAUUCAAGAAAGAUGCAUUGAUGAGCAAUAAAGAAAAUCCAUGGUUGAAUAGUGUGAAAAAUGAUCAUACUGCGAUUGCAGCAGUUGCAAGUAUUGGGUUAGUCAAUUUAUGGAAUAUUGAUAAUGGUACAGAAUAAAUCUCUGAGUAUUUUGAUUUAAGUGACAUCUACACAAAGGCAGGAGCAUGCAUAGGAUUAGGCUUAUUUUGCAGUGGAAUUGUCGAUGAAAAUUAACCAGCUUAGGCCAUAUUAUUAGCUUAGUUGGAGAGUCCUGAAGUGUAGGUGAAGAUUGGAGCUGUAAUGGGAUUGGGAUUAGCAUAUGCAGGCUCAGCAAGAGCAGAAUUAUAAGAACAAUUGAUAAGUUUAAUUGUAGAGGCAGAUAGUGUUGAAUUGGCUUCUAUGGCUGCACUAUCUUUAGGUCUGAUAUUUGUUGGUAAAUGCAAUGAUGAAGUUGCAAAUGCUAUCGUUUAAACAAUGAUGGAGAGACAAGAAUCAUAAUUAGAUAUAUCUAUAUCAAGAUAUUUCGCAGUAGGAUUAGGAUUACUCUAUUUAGGAUAAGCAGAGGCUGCAGAAAUAGUAAUUGAAUCACUUGCUUUAAUUCCUCACAAGAUCAAUAAAUAUGCAAAAGUCACCUUGACUUCUCUUGCAUUUGCAUCGACAGGAAAUGUUUUAAAGGUUCAAGAACUACUUGGCUAUUGUUCAGAAGUGACAUCUGAUGACAACGGCGCUAAGAUUGACAAGAAUUAUGAGCUCUAAUAAGUAGCCAUCUUGGGAAUUGCCUUAAUAGCCAGCAGUGAAGAUAUUGGCAGUGAGAUGGUAUAUAGAAUUUUCUAACAUAUAUUGCAAUUUUCAGAUGUGGAGGUCAAGAGAGCCAUUCCUUUGGCUGUGGCUUUGAUAAAUGUAUUGAACAUAUAUUAAUUAUUUUAGAUAUCAAAUCCAAAGAUUCAACCGAUGGAUCUUCUUCUUAAAUUGGCUCAUGACAGAGAUUAAGAAUUGUCUUAUAGAGCAACUUUGUCUAUGGGUUUAUUGGGAGCAGGUACAAAUAAUUCAAGAAUUGCUGAUAAAUUAAGAGGGUUGGCAGUUUACUUUAUGAAUGAUUCAAAUGGUUUGUUCCUCGUGAGAAUUGCCUAGGGAUUAUUACAUAUGGGCAAAGGAUUGUUGACACUUCAACCAUAUUAUUCUGAUAAGUUCUUAAUGAAUAAGGUGGCUAUUGCAGGAAUUAUUUCAUUCUUACAUGGAUGUUUGGAUAUUAAGAAUUUGAUUUUGGAAAAGAAUCACACAUUACUCUACUAUUUGGGUAUUGCCAUGUAUCCAAGAAUGUUCUUUACAGUAAUUAUUCUCUCUUAAAUGUAGUUAAAUGACAAUCUUGAAAAUCUCCCUGUUCAGGUACGUGUAGGAUAGGCUGUAGAUGCAGUUGGGUAGGCUGGUAAACCAAAAAGAAUUACAGGAUUUUAGACUCAUACAAGUCCAGUCAUUGUUAGUGCUGGUGAAAGGUAAUACUAAAUAUAAUCUGUAAUAGAGCUGAAUUAGCCAAUGAUGAAUAUAUGCCAGUCCAAGAUAUGAUUUUAGAAAACUUUGUUAUUUUAAAGAAGAAUCCAGAUUACAAACCAGAAAUUGAGUAACCAUAACGUAAAAAGACUAGUUUUAGCAUGUGAUUAUAUAUAAUAAUAUGCAAGUAUGUAACUUUUAAAU